Molecule: messenger RNA, 9491 nt
Organism: Loxodonta africana (African savanna elephant)
Lineage: Eukaryota; Metazoa; Chordata; Mammalia; Proboscidea; Elephantidae
Gene: NRDE2
Product: NRDE-2, necessary for RNA interference, domain containing
Exons: 14
Coding region: 68-3559 (1163 amino acids)
Biological process (GO): RNA processing; negative regulation of RNA catabolic process; regulatory ncRNA-mediated heterochromatin formation
Cellular component (GO): catalytic step 2 spliceosome
Molecular function (GO): protein binding
Source: RefSeq, a predicted model, not a curated record
CCGCGCGGCCGGCGCGCGCUCGGAGGCGCCAUUUCUGUAGAGGGGAGCGGCGGCGCAGUCUGCGAACAUGGCGCUGUUCCCAGCCUUUGCGGGUGUUAGUGAGGCCGCCGACAGCGGGAGCUCCAGGAAAGAAUUAGACUGGCUGAGCAACCCAAGCUUCUGUGUUGGAACCAUAAUACCACCGAGCCAGCAGCUGGAAGAAGCCCCAAACCUUGUUCCUGAGGGGCCACCACUGACCAGGAGUCCUUUGAAAUCAGAGCCUUCAGAUGAAAGUGACACUAACAAAAAACUCAAACAAACAAGCAGGAAAAAGAAGAAAGAGAAAAAGAAGAAAAGGAGACAUCAGCACCACAAGAAAACCAAGAGAAAACAUGGGCAGUCGAGUGGCAGCACAUCUGAGCCAGAUACUGACGCUGAAAGGGACAAAUCUUCUAGAAGCAACAGUAAAAGGGAAUCUGAGAAACCAAAUCAAGAAAAUCAUGCUGCUGCAGAUAUUGGACAUCGGUGUGUUUGGCUGGAGGACAUUCAGGCUGCGACGGGAGAAACCUUCCGAACAGAUAAGAAACCAGAUCCUGCAAACUGGGAGUAUAAGUCUCUCUACCGGGGGGAUAUAGCAAGAUACAAGAGGAAAGGAGACUCCUGCCUGGGCAUUAACCCUAAGAAGCAGUGUAUAUCUUGGGAAGGGGCUCCCAUGGAAAAGAAGAAUUCACACAAGCAUGUUGAACGCUAUUUUACCAAGAAGAACGUGGGAUUGAUGAGCAUUGAUGGAGCUGCUGUUAGCAGUAAAACCGAACCUCCCUCAUCUGAGGCGGCCUCGUUUAUACCAGUGAAGGACUCGGAGGAUGUGGCUCCUUCCGUCACCACCUGGAUGAACCCUCUGGGGAUUUACGACCAUUCCACCACGCAGUGGUUACAAGGACAGGGCCCUUUGGAGCAAGAGACAAAGCUGCCAGACUCACAGCCAGACAGAGAGAAUGCUGUUCUCAAGGCCAAGGUGGAGGAAUUUAACAGGAAGAUUCGGGAGAAUCCUCAGGACAUUGAGCUGUGGAUGGCAUUUGUCGCUUUUCAGGACGAGGUCAUGAGAAGGCCAGGCCUGUAUGCCCUUGACGAAGGAGAGCAGGAGAAGCGAAAGCGGUCCCUGAAGCUCACCCUGGAGAAGAAGCUGGCUAUCCUGGAGCGGGCCAUCGAGAGCAACCCAAGCAGCGUCGACCUGAAACUCGCCAAGCUGAAGCUCUGCACGGAGUUCUGGGAGCCCGCCACUCUGGUCAAAGAGUGGCAGAAGCUGAUAUUCUUGCACCCCAACAAUACAGCCCUUUGGCAGAAGUACCUUCUAUUUUGCCAGAGUCAAUUUAGCACCUUCUCGGUAUCAAAAAUUCACAAUCUUUAUGGAAAAUGCUUGAGUACUUUGUCUUCCGUUAAGGACGGCAGCAUCUUAUCUCAUCCCGUGUUGCCUGGCACUGAGGAGGCCAUGUUUGCUCUCUUUCUUCAGCAGUGCCACUUUCUGCGGCAGGCUGGCCACUCGGAGAAGGCAGUCUCUUUGUUCCAGGCCAUGAUUGACUUCACCUUCUUCAAACCUGACAGUGUGAAAGAUCUGCCUACCAAAGGACAGGUGGAAUUCUUUGAGCCCUUUUGGGACAGCGGCGAGCCCCGGGCUGGGGAGAAGGGGGCCCGAGGCUGGAGAGCAUGGAUGCACCAGCAGGAGCGGGGCGGCUGGGUGGUCAUCAACCCAGAUGAGGAUGACGAUGAGCCGGAAGAGGAUGACCAGGAAAUAAGAGAUAAGACCCUGCCCAGGUGGCAGAUCUGGCUUGGUGCUGAGCGUUCCCGAGACCAGAGGCAUUGGCAACCUUGGCGCCCUGAUAAGACCAAGAAGCAAACCGAGGAAGAUUGUGAGGAUCCAGAGAGGCAGGUGUUGUUUGAUGAUAUUGGACAGUCUCUGAUCAGACUCUCAAGCAGAGAUCUCCAGUUUCAGCUGGUUGAAGCCUUCCUGCAGUUCUUGGGUGUGCCUUCUGGCUUUGCGCCCCCAGUCUCCUGCCUUUAUCUGGCCAUGGAUGAAAACAGCGUCUUCGUUCACAGACUUUCUGAUGAAAAGCCAUUGACUUGUUCUACCCCUUCCUUUGCCGGCGUGGGCUGUGUUGGCCGCAUGGACCGCUUGGGCUGUCAGCGCUGGAGCAGGGGGCACAACCGAGAGGGCGAGGAGUUUAUCCGUAACAUCUUCCACCUGGUGAUGCCUUUGUUCUCAGGCGAGGAGAAGUCUCGGCUCUGCUUCUCCUGGUUACGGCACGAGACGGCAAAGGUCAUUUGGUGUCUGCAAACUAAAAACAAGAAGAAAUUAAAGUCACAAGGAAGGAACUGCAAAAAACUAGCCAAGAGUCUCCUGAAGGAGCCAGAAAACUGCAGUAGUCUGUGCCUCUGGAGGCAGUAUGCACAUCUGGAGUGGCUGCUGGGCAAUACAGAGGAUGCCAGGAAGGUUUUUGAUACGGCACUCAGCAUGGUGGGAGCCAGGGAGCUGAAGGACGCUGCGCUCUGUGAGCUCAGUCUUCUGUAUGCGGAACUGGAGGUGGAGCUGCUGUCGGACUUGAGAGGGGCCGCCACGUCCAGAGCUGUCCAUGUACUAACCAAACUGACCGAGAGCGGUCCCUACGGGCCCUACUCUGGGCAGGUCUUGGCUGUUCACAUUCUGAAGGCCCGGAAGGCUUACGAGCGAGUGCUUCAGGACUGCUUGGACGAGAGCUGCAUCCCAGACCCAGCUCCCACCGACUCCUUUAACUGCCUGGUCAGCUUGGUCAGAUGCUUUAUGCUCUUCCAGUACUUGACCAUGGGCAUUGAUGCUGCUGUGCAGAUAUACGAGCAGGUAUUUACGAAACUGAAGGGCUCUGUGUCCCGUGAAGGCACUGGCCUGGAGCACAGCGGCAGCCCCCGGAGCCUGGCCAGCGCUCUGGAAGCUGUCACACUGAUGUACACGAGUCUGCUCCAGUUCCACGUGAAAGUUAGCGUUUACCCUCUGACCCCUUUGCGAGAGGCACUCUCUGAGGCUUUGAAGUUGUAUCCGGCCAACCAAGCUCUUUGGAGGUCAUAUGUUCAAAUUCAAAACAAGUCCCACAGUGCCAGCAAGACCAGAAGAUUCUUUGAUGCGAUCACCAGGUCCACCAAAUCCUUGGAGCCUUGGUUGUUUGCAAUUGAAGCCGAGAAAAUGAGGAAAAGACUGGUGGAAACUGUUCAGAGGGUAGAAGGUGGAGAAGUACAUGCCACAAUCCCUGAGAGCGGCUUAACAAACCGAAUCAAAGCCCUGUUUGAACAUGCGAUCCAGAGUGACAACGGCAGCCAGUGCCCCUUGCUGUGGAGAAUGUACUUGAACUUUUUGGUUUCCUUAGGAAAUAAAGAAAGAAGCAAAGGUGUGUUCUACAAAGCACUUCAGAAUUGUCCCUGGGCAAAGGUGUUAUACAUGGAUGCUGUGGAGUACUUCACAGAUGAGAUGCAGGAGAUCCUGGACCUGAUGACCGAGAAGGAGCUCCGGGUGCGACUGCCAGUGGAGGAGCUGGAGCUCCUGCUUGAAGAUUAGAGACCCGGAGAACAAGGCCCGCGGCACCAAGGACGGUGGCUGCCCUGCUGGAGCCUGGACGAGCACCGAGGAACUUGGGCAGGCUGCAUUGCCUGUGUGUGUACGCACACGCACGUGCUGAGAGACCUCUACUUUUGAGAUACUGUUUCUUGACCCUUUGUGUCUGGGUUAUCAGUCUCCCACAUCUUGCACUGUUUAGAUGUGUAAAUGACACAAAAGCUAUUGUUUUACAUAUUAUAUAUGUGUGUAUGCACAUAGAUGAAUAACUGUGCCAAGUGAUAAUUAAACCUAUGGUGGUUGAGGUGCGUGUAGGUUCUUGUUCAUUCUGUCCUUACUCUGCCCAGCCAACACCAGCCCUGCCCUGGUGAACACGUCCCCUCACCUCCUUGGUGGGCCCGCCAAGCCCUCUGUGGUCUUCCAGUUGCAAUUAGGAAGGUCUGAGACCAGUUUGGACUUAGAGGUCUGGUUACUCAACACUAGGGCCUUCUCCCCCAGGGGGUUAGUAGAUUACCAGUUUCGCCCUCAUCUUCACAGGGAGGCUGGCUCUACCAGCAGAGUCAUCUAAAUCUUGGUGUCGGGUCUGUCUCAACUGUGUCCAAAGUUCAUAAUGCCCUACGUCCCUCUACUCAGGUGAUGCCUGUGCCUGUGGGCUGACAGCAUCACCUGAGAGCCUGUUAGAAAUGAAGAACAUGCAGUCCCACUCCGAGGUAUUUACCCAGAGAAUUGAAAGCAGGAACUCUGAUACCUGUGUACCAGUGUUCGUUGCAGCAUUAUUCACAAUAGCCAAAAGGUGCAAACAGCCCACCUGCCCAUCAACAGAUGAAUGGUAAACAGGGUGUGAUAUAUCCGUACAAUGGAAUAUUAUCCAGCCAAAGAAAAUGAGCUUGUUACGGGUGAUGGAAAAUUACGGAAAUUAUCAUGGUGAUGAUUGCACAACACCAUGAACACAACGUCCUUGAGUUUUGCAUGUAAAGAAUGUUGAAAUGACAGUUUUGUUUUUUUUUACAGAUAUAUUUAGCACAAUUUUAAAAAAAGUGGUGUAGAGUCGUACAGAGGAAAAAGAAGGCAUGAGGCUGAGUGCUUGCUUCUAUAGAGGCCACCAUCUUGAUCCCAAGAAUGUUGGACUCAGUGACUGGGAAAAAAUUAGACUGUUAGAAAUACCAAAAUAAAAGAAAGUGAGAAAAACCACACAGCAAUAUGUUACAAAUAAAAAUUGACAUCUAACUAGAAAUACCAAAGGCUAUAAAGAUUGAGUCAGGGAACAUUAGGUUUGGUACAGAUAAUACAAAUACUGAAACCACAGUGGGCUAAAUUGCACGUUGCAAGUUUUGUGAAUCACUGACAUUUGAUGAAAGAAUAAAGUAUUGCUGGCCGAGUUUACAGCUGGUCGGUAGUUCGAACCCACCAGAGGCUGCACAGGAGAAAGGUGUGGCAGUCAGCUACUGUAAAGAUUUACAGCUUUGGAAAUCUGCGUGGCAGUUCUCCGUUCUACAGGGUCACUAUGAGUCGGCAAUGGCUUAAGCCGUACAGAGUUUUUGUGAAGGGGGAUGAAGAAGUUCGGAAACGGCCAGUGGUGAUUGUUGGCAUGACAUGGUGAAUGCAGUUAAUGUCACUGGUCUGUACACGUAAAAAUGGUUGAAAUGUUCUGUUAUAUACAGAAAUUUUACCAGAAUAAAAAUUGAAAACACGCAGCUCCUCAGGCUCUCCUGCAGCGGGACAUGUUGACUGCCGGCACCCCCCUGGGACUUCCGGGGAUUGGUAAACUCCUUGAAAGCCUGAAAGGUGAGUAGGCACCUCCCAAGAUGACUGGCCAACUGGGUGGGUUGAGAGGGGUUCUUGAGUUCCUUCAAGUCUACGUGACCGAUUGCGUAGCGUUUUCUCAGGAAUGCUAAUGACUUCCUUGAAGGAGUUGCAGACCACGUCAGACCACAGCAGCCAUAGCAGGUUUGGGACAAUGCUCUCUCAGGACAGAAGCAGGAGCCACAGCUCGGGCACUGCUGGGCCUGCGAAGUGCAGUCUGGAAGCCAGCUUUGCCUGGUCCACCCCAGGCUGCAAGGUGCCCCUGGGCUGUGUCCCCGAGGAAGCAGGCAGCUGCUUGGUCAGGAGCAUGUUGCUUGUAAGAUACACGUAUUUACGAAUUAUUUUUCUCUAAAAAAGGAGAGGCAAGGUGACCCCUGGAGAAGACCACAUGCUUGUGGCAGAGGGAGGUAGAGCGGGUCCAUCCGACACGACACGUGAGGAAGGGCUCCCAGCAGACGUUUCCAUGAGCUUCCAAGAACCAGGGGCAGACAGGGCUGUUCUGCUCCUGCACACUAGCCCCUAGCAGCCAGAGAAGAGUCACGCCCCGAGAGGCCUGUCGUCCACCAAGCUCUUCAUCCCUGUGUCCCUGUGCCAGCAGAGACUUAGUGGCCAUUACAGAAAUGGUUAUUGCAGCGUUACAUUGGUCACCAAGCCAACAGGAGAGGCGGCUGCUGGCACAGGGUGCAGUUGAGGGUAGGCAGCUGUUGAGUGGGAGGCAGCAUUAGCCUGUUACCCCGCCGUAACCCCCACUGCCCCACCCUGCCCCUCUUCUAGGCCCUGUCGUUCACAUUUGCUUUGGUUUCUUUUGUAGAGUUGACACAAGGGGGACUAUCCCUAUGGUUGUUGCUGGGUGCCGUUGAGUUGAUUUUGACUCACAGCGACCCCAUGUGAUGGAGCAGAACUGCCCUAUGGGGUUUUCGAGGCCGUAAUCUUUAUGGGAGCAGAUCAUCAGGUCCUUCUCCAGAGGAGCUGCUGGAAAGGUUCAAAUCGCCAACAUACACAUAAUCUCAAAGCAGUCUCAAACUUACAGGCAAGCAACUGCAGGAUAGAGAACUUUUGUCCUGAACCACUUCAGAGUAAGUUGCUGAUAGUGUCCUGCAUAACCACAAUACAACCUCCAAGUGCAGGCAUCAGACAGGGUACAACAGCCCCAUCUAAUUCUCAGGCCCCAGGUAAGCUUGACAAUUGUCCCAGUAAUGUCCUUUGUAGGAAAAGGACCCAGCUUAGGAUCCUGAGUCGCACUUGUCACUUCCCUUGAAGGCUCUUCACCCUGCGGCAUUCCUCAGUUCCUGACUUGGACACGUGUGAAGGGUUUAAAAAAAAAACAAAAAAACAAACCCCUUGUCGUCGAGUCAAUUUCGACUCAUAGCGACCCUAUAGGACAGGGUAGAACGGCCCCACAGGGUUUCCAAGGAGUGCCUGGUGGAUUCGAACUGCUGAUCUUUUGGUUAGCAGCCAUAGCUCCCAACCACUACCCCACCAGGUCUUCCUUAUGUGUAGAGUACAGGGCCACGUUUGGCAGGAUGCUCCUCAGCUUGAGUUUGCUGAGGGAGGAGGACCACAGCAGUGACACCUCCCGGGUGGCACGCACGUUUGAUAUGUUCAUUACUGAGGACGCUCAUUUUGAUCACUUGACUGAGGUGGUGUCUGCUGGGCUGCUCCACUGUGAGGUUGCUCUUUCCCUCUGCAGUUAACGCAUUUUGUGGGAAGGUACUUCGAAACUAUCGCAUUCUUCAUCAAACUUUCAAUUUACAUUAUCAGUUUGGGCUCAUGCUUUCGUAUUUUUAUUCAAAGGGUUAUUUGUUAUUGUGUGCUAUCGUGUCGAUUCUGGCUCAUAGUGACCCCACGUGACAGAGUAGAACUGCCCCAUAGGGUUUCCUAGGCUGUGAUCUUUACGGGGGCAGAUCACCAGGUCUUUUUUCUCCCACAGAGCUGCUGGGUGGGUUCAGACUGCCAAUCUUUUGGUUGGUAGCUGAGUGCUUAACCGUUGCACCAGCAGGGCUCCUUUGCCUUGACUAUGAUGCCCUUUAUAGAACACCACAACGCUGCCAUCAGAGAAGCCUUUUCUUCCUCAGCAGCAGUGAUGGAGUGUGCUGACCUAGCUACACUCCUUUGCCUUUGCUGUCAGACACUAGUCUUUUCUCCGUGGAGCAGCUGGUGGGUACUCCAUUGUUAAUUGUCCCCGAUUUGACCCCUACAAACAGGCUCCUCUGUCCUUCAGACGCGUCCCCGUCGUUCUCUGAGCCCUACCUUGCUCUCUGGCACUACGUAUUCAGGGUCAUCUUGUACUUGAGCUGCCCAGCCCUGCCUCCUUCGUGCAGAGUGGAUUUGGAAGCAAAGAUGUGGGUGCUAGGUGUGCCCAUUACUAUUGGGGUGUCGCUGCUCCCAAGUCUUCUCAGGGGUCAGAGUUCAUUCCGGUUUUCUUCCUUUCUGUACCUGUAACUCCUUUCAGGCAUUGAGAAACUGGCUUCCACCAUCUUUAGUAAUAGUUAUUUUGCCUACUUGACUGUCCUCGUAUGUAACCACCGUCCUCUCUGCUGCCCGUGACUCCCACAAAAGGUCACUCCCACCCCUGCACGUAAACCCAAUUUGGGCUCCAACACCCGUAUCAGGCGAGUCCCCAUGCUGUGCCCUGUCCCCGUGUGGGCAGCCCUAGCACCUGGUGCUGAGCCCUCCUCCCCCACAUACACUGUGCCCAUCCUGUGCUGGCUACCCCAGGAGUAUAAUGUCUUCACCCUGUGCUGGGCCACCCCCAUGUGGGAUGCUCUGAGGUAGGCAGGGUAACAGCUCCUCAAAGAAAGGUUUCUGCACGAAGAUGUUCCUGGAACCUGUGAAUGCUACAUUUUAAAAUUCCAUUUUGUAAAUGGAAUUGUCUAUAGACUUUAAGAUGGGGAUGGAUGAUCCUGGCUUAUCUGGGUGGGCCCAAGGCAAUCACAUGGGCCCUUAACCGUGGAGGAGGAAAGCAGAGGUGCGAUAACGAAAGGAGGGAUUUAAAACUGAGGGACUCAACCUGCUGUUGCUAGUUUUGAAGUCAGAGGAAGGAGCCAUGAGCCAAGAACGAGGGCAGCCUCUAGAAGCUGGGAAGGGCCCUCAGCUGACAGCCAGCAAGGAAAUGGGAACCUCGGUCCUAUAACUGCAAGAAAUUGAGUUCUGCCAACAACCUUAAUGACAAAGGAAAUGAAUUCUCAAACCUCCAGAAAGGAGUGCAGCCCUGCCCACACCUUGAUUUUACCCUGCUUAGACCCGUGUCGGACUUCUGACCUCCAGAACCUCAAGAUAAUAAAUUUGUGUUGUGUAAGCUGCUAAGUGUGUGGUAAUUUGCUGUGGCGGCAACAGAAAGUGAAUAUACCUUGUUCUCACCCUACUUGGGUUCCAACAUCCCACACCAGGUCACCUGCCAACACAUACCUUGAUGUGCCCCACUUAGUGGCUUUAACAACGACUGAAUUGCUCAGGAAGAAAAGCGAGGGAGGAAACAAGGGGGAUGGGACAGGGAGCUCUGAAGUAUUUUUGAACACUCUUAAAAGGAUAAGAUUUCUGAACCAAAGAGCAGGGCUGGGGAUUCUUUAGCCCUAACCUUUUAAGAGAUUUCUGUAAGGAACCCUGAGUCUCUUGGGGAAAAUCAAUACUUCUUUCCUGUCCCCAGAAUGCCAAGAACUCACAAGUGCCAAAAAAAUCCCAAAAGGAAAGCUGUGUUUCCUUCUCUUUUGAAUCAGCAGCCAUGUUAGCUCAGGCUUCAUUAUAUAAACAACCAAGAUGGUUGGUUAUGUGGUCACAAUCAUUUUCUCCCAUUCAUUACUGUUGUACAACUCUACUGCCAGCUUUGGGGUCUGCUGUGGGGGCCACAGGUAUUGAAGUUUGUGUUCUUGUGACCCCAGCCUGAGGGUUUCUUGCUCAGAAGCCUUCUCAAGACCCAGAUCCCCCCACUUGCUGGCUGCUGAGGGGUGGGUGUGGAGACUCCAGAAGCAGGCAGAAGGGUCUCUGAAAGAGUAGCUUUAUUGGGAACAGGCUGCACAGGGGAUGAGACAGCUGCAGCCCAGUGGCUGUCCUACACACCACACAUAAAAAUGUACAUAGACUGUUUAAAAAAAAAAAAAGAAUUUUUUGUUUUUUUUAGACUGGCUGAUAAAAA